Molecule: messenger RNA, 550 nt
Organism: Phascolarctos cinereus (koala)
Lineage: Eukaryota; Metazoa; Chordata; Mammalia; Diprotodontia; Phascolarctidae
Source: RefSeq, a predicted model, not a curated record
GCGGCUCCAGCAGGGUCUGCGCGACGGAUGGCAGCAGAUGGCAGCUCCGACUCUCUUGUCAGCUUCUCGUUCGGCGUCCGGGCAGCAAAGAUAUUUUGAAAGCAAGCAGUCACCUUCAAAGUUGGACCUUUCUAUGGAAGUAUUAUCCCAUGAAACAUUCACAAGGGAUGAUUCUUGUAUCUCCAAAUCAGGUGAAGCUUUGGAAUGUGACAUCUGGCUAGAGAGGCAGCAAAGCAAUGAAGGGAAAGCUUAUGAAUGUGAUGAAUGUGGAAAGACCUUCCAUCAGAGGACAGGACUUACUGAACACCAGAAAAUUCAUACUAAAGAGAAACCUUAUGAAUGUAAUAAGUGUGGGAAGGGCUUUCAUCAGAGCACAGGACUUUCUGCUCAUCAGAGAAUUCAUACUGGUGAGAAGCCAUAUGAAUGUAAUGAAUGUGGAAAGGCCUUUUACUGGAGCACAGGACUUACUCAACAUUAUCAGACAAUUCAUGGUGGAGAGAAAUCACAUGACUAUGAGAAUACCUUCUGUCAGAAAAUAAGAUUUAUUUGA